GCAUCAUGCCUGGCCCAGCUAAGCACGACCUCUCUACCAGCACCAUGCCCUCCGCCUCUGCGCCGUCCAUCACUGCCCGCCUUGCUGGCCUGCCCGCGUCCGCGGCGGACAUCUUCACGCCGUCCGACAUUGUGCGCGUCGUCGAGGUCGCUAAGAAGUAUGACGAGCCUGAGGGAACCCCCAUCACCCGUAUCCCCGAGUACACGCAGCCCGGCGGCCCGAACAACUACCACUGCAGCAAGAUCGAAGUCGCGUGGACGCAGGGCUUCUUCCCCGGCCUGCUGUGGCUGCUUGUCGAGCGCGAGCGCCUUGUUCCCGGCACGCUUGCCGCCGCGGGCUACACCGAGGAAGAAGUCGUCGCCUUCGCGCGCAGGUGGCAGGGCAGCUUCCGUCACCUGGCGCGCCAUGCGAUCAACCACGACCAGGGGUUCCGCUUCCAGCUGCCGUUCGGGCGCGACCUCGCGCUGACGGGCGAGAAGAGCAACGUUGCCGUGCUUGUUGAGGCGGCCGACUCGCUCGUCGACCGGUACGACGAGCGCGUCGGCUGCAUCCGCUCGUGGGACACGAUGCUCAAGGUCGGCCUGCCGGACAUCUACCGCCGCGACAACACGCACGAGCACUACCUCGUCAUCAUCGACAACAUGAUGAACCUCGACCUGCUGUACGAGGUCGCCGACCUGACCGGCGACAGGAAGUACGCCGAGAUUGCCACCACGCAGGCCGAGAAGAUGAUCAAGGGCCACAUCCGCCCCGACGGCACAACGUACCACGUCGUCAACUUUACCCAGGACGGCGAGGUCGACAAGCAGAUGACGCACCAGGGCUACGCCGACGAGUCGUGCUGGGCCCGCGGGCAGGCGUGGGGCAUCUACGGCUAUGCCCAGUGUGCGCUGCGUACCGGCCGCAAGGAGUUUGUCGACGCGAGCAGGCAGCUGGCGGAUGCGUUCAUCAAGCGGCUGCCCGAGAGCGGUGUUCCUUGGUGGGACUUUGACGCGCCCAAGCCCUGCCCCUACGACGCGUCGGCGGGCACGAUCGCCGCGCGCGGCUUCCAGAUGCUCUACGAGCUGCUGCUGCCCUCGGACCCCGCAGCGGCAGAGUACUACCUCGCGGCUGGGUUCAAGCUCAUCGACGACACUGUGCGCGAGUGCGCGUCGCCCGCGGCGAGCGUCAAGAACGGCGCCGUGAGCUGGGGCGAGGGCGGGUGGGAGACCAUCCUCCAGCACUCGACGAUCAACGGUAACCAGUACUCGACGCGCAAGCUGCUCGACCACGGACUGGUGUAUGCCGACUACUACUAUGUCGAGUUUGCGAACGAGGCGUUGAAGCUCAAGGCCAAGCUGGCGAAGGCGUAGAGGACGUGCGUGGGGCAUGUUGAGAUUGUAGAGUAUGCAGUGUAGUUUGUUUG
Vanrija pseudolonga is the source of this 1405-nucleotide messenger RNA. Its product is annotated as Unsaturated chondroitin disaccharide hydrolase. Gene Ontology annotation, biological process: polysaccharide catabolic process. Lineage: Eukaryota; Fungi; Basidiomycota; Tremellomycetes; Trichosporonales; Trichosporonaceae. The transcript has 4 exons. The coding region runs from base 6 to 1352 and encodes 448 amino acids. The record is from RefSeq and is a predicted model, not a curated record. Gene Ontology annotation, molecular function: chondroitin hydrolase activity.